Dendrobium catenatum is the source of this 947-nucleotide messenger RNA. RefSeq names its product WUSCHEL-related homeobox 4. Gene Ontology annotation, cellular component: nucleus. The record is from RefSeq and is a predicted model, not a curated record. The coding region runs from base 119 to 619 and encodes 166 amino acids. Gene Ontology annotation, molecular function: DNA-binding transcription factor activity; DNA binding. The transcript is spliced from 2 exons. Gene Ontology annotation, biological process: cell division; procambium histogenesis; phloem or xylem histogenesis. NCBI's taxonomy places the organism in Eukaryota, Viridiplantae, Streptophyta, Magnoliopsida, Asparagales, Orchidaceae.
CCCCCAAUCCCCACCACUAUCUCUUUUCAUAAGCAAGCGUCACUUAGUCAUGACUUUCUAUUUAAGAAAGCAAGUACUUGCUCACUUUGGCCUGUUCUGAGUUAGUGGUAAGUAUACCAUGAAGUUUCAGCAGUUGGAAUUAGCCUUUUUGAAUAAAAAUUCCUCAACGUCUUCUUCCUCUUCGUCUUCCUUGACUCUUGGAUUUAAGCGUCUUCGGCCGGUCGUACCGGCUGCAUCCACUGUCAAGCCUGUUACUUCUCUGGAACUCAAGAGCUUCAGCUUCUCUAAGGCUUCUUCCGCACCUCUGCAACAUCAACAUGUCACUCUGUCAGGAGGGGGAACAAGAUGGAACCCAACUCAAGAACAGAUAAGGAAACUAGAGUCACUCUACAAUAGCGGGAUGAGGACACCGAACGCCCAGCAGAUCGAGAAGAUAACUGCUGAGCUGAUCAAACAUGGAAGAAUUGAAGGAAAGAAUGUCUUCUACUGGUUCCAGAACCAUAAGGCAAGGGAAAGGCAGAAGCAGAAGCGCAACGGUCUCCUCAGCCCCUCCUUGCCACCAGACUCAAACUUCUCUGAAACAAAGGCAUGCUUAUACAUGCACACAAUUUCUAACUAAGAAGAUAAGAUACCUAUAUAUACAUAUAUAUAUCUUGUUCUAAUUAGAAACUUUAGUUGGUGCUAUUGUAGGGAGCUGAAGAGAAGAAGGAGAGUAGAGAUGGGAGAAGCAAGAGGAGAAGCAGGAGUUGGGGAGUUGAGCUUGAUCAGAUUAUUGAGUGCGGCGGUGAUGACAGAGUAACACUCGAGCUCUUCCCUUUGCACCCGGAGAACAUUAAUGGAAAUAACUACUUUUAAAUAUAUAAAUCAGCUUAUGGACGAUUGUUGUAGUUUUUAAUUUGUUUGUUUAUGAGAUUAUGGUGCGUUGUAGGUAGCUUUUUCCUUUUUAU